AUGUGUGAUGGGAGAGCACUUGCUGUCGGGGCUGGUUACGGCGGGGGCAAGAUAACAUUCACGGUAGUGAUGAGUUGCCUCACGGCGACCUCCGGCGGGCUCAUACUUGGGUACGACGUCGGAAUCACAGUCAGUUCGUGGGAGAAUUUUGAGGGUGAAUUUGAAGUCGAGAAGAAGAAACGUAUUCGUAACAGAGCCUCCCAAGAACGACUGACUGCGUUGACUGACAAAUUCAGCGACGAUCAGAAGGGGGCUGCUGCUGAGAUGGGUAUGCAGUCUAUGAUGGUUGUCCGGUGCACGAACCUUGUCAACCCUGUAUGCGAUUGGCUUGGUGAGAUCUACGACCCCGCCUCCAGAGAAUUCGUGAUUCCGGGACGCGGAAGACUACCGCUGAAUGAGGAAUCCGUGUUCUGCACGUUGGGUGUGCCCCGUGGACAUAUCAAAGUCCCGUACGAGGUCAACAACGAGAUCGAGGAAGCGCUGUUCCCCCGUUUGUUUCCUGGGUUGGAAUCCAUGCCGAACACGACUGCAGUGGCAGAUUCGUUGGAGGCCAUGACGACGCACGGAGAUGUUUUCAAGAUGAAGCUACUCAUGUACCUCAUCUCAGCCAUUUUCGCGCCGACCACUUCUCUUCGCCCAAGCAACAAAUGCUUCCCCAUCCUGGCGAAACUGAAAGAUGUGAAGAACAUGAACUGGUGUAAGUUCAUUGCCGACUUCCUGCAUGAUGCAUUUGCAAGCAAGGUGUACCAGAAGGGUUGUCGACUGCAUUUAAUGGUAUUUUUUUACCGGUCCUUUAUGUGA
Triticum urartu is the source of this 801-nucleotide messenger RNA. RefSeq lists its product as uncharacterized. The record is from RefSeq and is a predicted model, not a curated record. Lineage: Eukaryota; Viridiplantae; Streptophyta; Magnoliopsida; Poales; Poaceae.